Fonticula alba is the source of this 9292-nucleotide messenger RNA. RefSeq names its product serine/threonine protein kinase. Gene Ontology annotation, biological process: protein phosphorylation. The record is from RefSeq and is a predicted model, not a curated record. Bases 191 to 9166 code for a protein of 2991 amino acids. Lineage: Eukaryota; Rotosphaerida; Fonticulaceae. The transcript has 8 exons. Gene Ontology annotation, molecular function: ATP binding; protein kinase activity.
CAAGCCGCAGGGACGCUCACCGGCCGUCCUCAUAUCUUUUAAAGGAAGUCCCCAGAUCCUCCAUGGCUGCUGCUGUCCACCAACCUGUCACCCGUUCUCGACAUUGCUCAUUCCCCCGGCCCUUGCCUCGCUCCUUCCUCUUCGCUUGUCCACCCACUCCACUCCUCGUGAGUCUAAGCGCGCAAUCCUCAUGCCGGGCUCACGGAGUGGCGCCGCCCGUCCAAGCUGGCGCCGGGUCACGCUGCUGCACCCGCUGCUCGGGCUGCUGCUGCUCCUCCUGGUUGGAGGGCUUGCACCGCGGCCGUCCUCUUCCGUCGAUCUGCCCGUGCCGGAAUUCCACACCGUCUGGCGCCUGGACUCCGCCAUGUCCGUCGAGCAACAUGCGAACAUUCAGUUCUGCGAUUUCUACUCCCAGCGCCGCUUGACCAUCGGCGGGCCGGAUGGCUAUGACGACAUCGCCUACACGCGGUCCUUCUACUCGGUGCGCACGUCGCCCGAGGGCAAGCGCCGGUCCGACUUCGCCGGGGAGCGUCCGAUGCGCUUCCUGCCCGGCAUCAUGAUUCCGAUCUUCUGCUUCACGGACUAUCCCUUUGUCCGGGGCCCGGUCCAGCCGAUUUCCGUGUAUUCCAAGCUGCUGACCAAUGCCCUGGAUGCCUUCGACUCGCUGGUAUACGUGUCCACCUCGGCCAUCCUGCUGAGUGAGCGCAAUGUGGCCGAGCUGCCGAUCGGCGGGUACAGCCCGGCCAUGAUCUACGAUUCGGUCUCGCCCCCGCGCAUGGCACCACACCUGCUCACCCUCUAUGGCAGUAGGGUCCACCUGAAGCCCCUCCAGGACAACAUCUUCUCCUCCGAUCUGACCGACAACUUCGGGCUGGCGUUUCCCCACCUGCUGGCAGCCACCGACCUUGAUGGGGAUGGGCAGGUGGAUGCCGUCACCACCGGCACCCUGCCCCUGGAUCCCAAUAGCCCGUAUUCCAUCUACUGGCUGCACAACAUCGGUCGGUCCACCACCGGCAGCAAGGUGUCCGACAUUUCCCUUUUGUAUCGGCUGCCGGCGGGCUUUGUGCCGCAGCAGAUCGUCGUCGGGGACUUCGAUGGCGAUGGCCUGGCCACGGAUUUGGCCGUGGUCUCCGGGGCCACGUCCACCAUCCCGGAGCAGGUGGUUUUCAUCCUGUCCUCGAGCCUCAGCUCGCCGGUGCACCUUUCUCUGGAGGACAUGACCAGGGACGACCCGGCGCUCGCCAGCAUCCCGCUCAAGAGCCGCUGGCCCAAGGUGGCUGUGGCACCGAAGUUGCUGGCCCCCGGCCACUCCAGCCUCAUUGUGGCGCAUGGCAGCCGCGUGUGGCUGGUUCCCGGGCCCAUCCUCCCGGUCAAGGGCCAGGUGUCCCAUGUCGGCCUGCGAGCGGUCAAGGGCGCGCCCCUGCUGCCGGACUUCCCCUCCACCGAGGGUGUUUGGUAUUCCGUGGCCACCGGGGACUACGAUGGCGAUGGUCGACUGGACCUGGCUCUGGCGCACAAGUCGUCCGGGGCCAAUGUCAUGCUCCUGUCCCAGGUGCCCGCCUCGCCAAGCUGCCUGUGUGGUCCAAACGCCCGAUGCAUUCCCAGCCCGGAGGGCUUCUUCGCGCCGCCCUCAUGCGAGUGCCUGGACCCGCAUGCGGGUGCCAGCCCCGGCCUGGCGCCGUGCGAAUUCUGCCACACCGGCUUCUACCGUGUGGGAGACGGCCCCUGCCAGGCGUGUCACGAAUCGUGCGCCACCUGCACCGGGCCGCUGGCCACCGCGUGCUCGUCCUGCCCCGAAGGCAAGGCUCUCCAGCAGGGCGCCUGCGUGAGUCCCGGCGCCCCGGAGGUGAUUGUGACGCUGGACCCCCCGAGUCAGCCCUUCUUCGAUGCGACGGUCGACGGGCAUUUUGCCCUCCCCGGUGCGUCGCACAGCGUGGCCUCGGCCUUUUGGUCUGGCUCGCCCAUUGGCGUGCUCAUGGACAUGGUGGAGACACACAUGCGCCUGCGGUUGGACUUCAUCGCGCACCCCUCCGGCGAGGGCGUGGACUUCUUCUCUGGCUAUGACAACAGCGGGUCGGUGGCCUUCAGCGCCAGCCGCCUCGGGGGCGGCUAUCGCGCCACCACCCACCCCACCAGCAGCCUCAGCUCCCGGCCGCUGAUCAAGUACAACCAAAAGAUCCCCAUGAUGAUGAACGCCCGGAACCUGCUAACCUGCGCGGAAUCCAGCCUGUCUGGACGGUGCCAGCGCAUGCAGGAGAAUAUCGGCUGGGACUUCACCAACAUCACCCUCGGUCGGGUUGUCGGCGAGGAGGGCCCGGAAGCCAUGCUUCGUGUGCACCUGGGCCCGCAAUUCGGCUCCCGGGCCAUUUCCAACACCACCAUCUCCUCGGUGCACUGGGCCGCUGUGGACAAUGACUUUGGCAUUGAGACCAUGGUGGUGCUGAACCACCUGCCUGCCGGGCAGACCGACUGCGAGCUCCUGUGGUAUCCCUUCCAGUCCUUCGACAUCCUGCAUUUGCCGGCCCUGCCAGCGGAGACCCUCAUCCCGCGGCUUCCCUGUGGGAUGCUGGUGCCUCUGUUGCCGAGUCCAGGCCAGCGGCCUUCCUUCCUGCUGAUCCCGCGGAAUCCCACGACCGCGACGGCGGCCACCGACGGCCAGCCGGCCCUCCCCGCGGGUGGGCUGGUGUUCCUCCUGAGGAAUGUCGCCUCCGGCAGCGACUUCCGGCCGAACUUCCUGCCGGCCCUGCCGCUGCUGACCUUCGCCGACCUCGGGUACGGUGAGCUGGUCCCACCCUCGGCGUUGCUGUCGGCCGCGUCCGAUCCCCUGGUCAUGGAUGCCGGCCGGGCGCGGAUCUUCCUCUGGUCCGGCGAUUGGCUGCACCGGGUGGAUGUGCGCUUCGAUGACCAGGCCCCCAGGACGCACUCGGUGGCUGUCAACCACCAGCCCCUGGUCCCGCGCCGGUCCUUCCAGGCCUUUGCCGGUGGUCCGGUGGAGGUGGUUGUCCUGGAUGUGGAAAAUGACGGCCAAUCGGAGGUGGUCCUCUUGAAUGGGGCUACCCGUGUGGGUGCCAUCUUCCGCCAGGCCAGCCCGUCCAAUGGCUGUGGCUGUGGUGAAGUUGGUCGCUGCACCAAGUUGGCCGACUGGGACCGGGGGGCCCUUUGCCCGGCGGCCAAUCUUUCCACCUCCCCCGGUGGUGGUGCUGGUGGUGAUGAUGAUGAUGAUGAUGAUGCCGGCGAAGAGGUCGAUGGCCAUUCGCCGGUCGGCGCCCUGGGCUGCUCCUUCCUCCCGACCGGCCUUCUGGUGGAGGACCUGUGCGAGUGUGCACAGGGCUUCCACACGCCCGGCCCGGAGGCUGAGCUUUGUAGCCAGUGUAGCUCGGAAUCCGGCGCCCCGAGCGGCUCGGCCGGGGUGAGUGACACCACCGUGGCCGGCCUCACGGCCGGGACUGAGGCUCGCUGUUCCAGCUGCUCGAUUGAUGGGUGCCAGCUGUGCCAGAAUGCCCGGUGCAUGUUGUGCGACCCGGGGCUCCUCAUCACCGAGAAGGGGCUGUGUGCCAGCCGCUGUGACAUCCGCGACGCUCCGGUGGAAGAUGGCAAGUGCCAUGCCAUCGGGCCCCAGGAUACCUGGCUGGCGGCCCAGCAUUUCCAUGUCCAUGCGGAUUGGAUGGCCAUGAACAUGCUGCAGGCUUCCCGCAUGCGAGUGCUUCGGUCAUCCGAGGGCGACAUGGCUCCCAUGCUAUCGAUCAGCAACUUCCUACACCUGUCCAGUGUUCGUCCGGAGGAUGGCCAGCAGGAGGAGUGGUUCAUCUCGGCCGGCCAGCUGCUGCCCAAUGCCCAGUACAUCGAGCCGCGGUCCAUUCGCCUGGCCGAUGCACAUCAAUUCAUGCGGGGGUUCUGCAAGGACCCGCUCACGGCAAGCAGCACCGCCGGCGCCGCCAUGUCCCCCGGGCCGAGCCCCUCGUCCGGCCUGCUGGAUGCCUCUCUCAGUGCCAGCAUCUUGCCUCUCCUGCUGCCCGGGCAGUCGGCACCCGAGGGGGGCAUCCUGGGCCGGACUUCCGCCGGCGUGCCCCCCACCGUGGGUGGUCUUGCUGCCCUGGUGACCGGGGCCUCGGCCCAAGAGCCCACCUGGGACAAUGUGAAGCUCCGCCACCUGACCCCCUAUCCGAAGGCCAUUCACAUGCCUUGGUUCUCGCAAUUGCAAGAGCCACCACCGGUGGAGUCCAUCGGCACGGCCUCCGGGCCGCAUCCUCCGGGCCUGGCCAAGCAGGCUCUCAGCCAAAUGAACAAUGUGAUUACCAUGGUCCUGAGCAUUGAAGCCGGCCCGGCGCCGGCUGACAUCGGCUUCGGCGGCGAGGCUCCGCUGCGCUUGUGCGACAUCCAUGGCCGGCCGUUGGCCCCGCUGUCGCACCUGGCCACGAGCAUGAUCCAGGUCCGCGAAUUGACCGACACCCGGGACUUCGCCAUGUCCGAGUGCAGGAUCCGCUCCUUCCCCCUGCCGUACCCGGAGGAGGAGGUCUUUUUGCGGCCAGCCAUCUUUGACAGUGGCUUCUACCCGCAGGGCAUCCAGCUGGUUCGUGUCCCGGCCGGCUCGGGGCCCGGUGCCCAGCAGGAUCUUCUCCUGGUCCAUCGUAGCACCCUGCCGCUUGACGACACUUCGGCCUUCGGGCAAUGCGACGAGAUUCUGGUCGAGGUAAGUCCUCCGGCUCCGAGUCGCCUGCCUUGGCAUUAUUCCACCGCCAAUGCCCUGGGGCUUGGCUUAGGGGUGGAUAUUUCCAUCGUUUUGAUGGACUCCGUGCGGGACAUUUACCCGGCGCACCCGGUCCAGCAGCCUGGCCUGCUGAUGCUUCUGGACAGCUCGGCCUGCAUCUGGCUCCUGGAUCCGGCUGAUCAAUCCAUCACCAACACCGUGGUGACGUUGUUGGAUCUCGGCCAGAAGGCCGAGAUUGCCCUCGUCCGGGCCGAUGGCCGGGGCGACAGCAUUGUCCUCAUGGAUCUCGGGUGCAUCUCCAGCAGCCGGUGCCAGAGCUUGCCGAUCGCGGAUGACAGCCUGUCGGCCACCUCGGCUGCCGGCGGCAGCGGCCUCGGCGGCAGCGGCAGCAUUCGCGACAACUUCGGCUGCCCGAUGCAUGUCCUGGAGCAUGAGCCCAUCACCGAGGAUGUGAUCCUCCGCCGGGUCGAUGUCAAUGGCGAUGACAUGAUGGAUUAUGUCCUGCUGUACCCGGGCUCCGGCCGGCUGGUGGCCUAUUUGGUCUUGACCUUCGAGCGGACCUCCUUCCGCCGGGUGGUCAUGCUUCCGGGGAAGAGCGCCCCGGCCGGUGUGGCCGCCGCGCCCGGGAAGACGGACAUCCUGCUGACCGAUGUCGACCAGGAUGGGCAUGUGGAUGUCUUGCUGUUCGAGCAGUCUUCCGACCCGGAUGCCCCCUCGACCUUCACGAUCUUCGGCCGCUCGGACCAGACCAGUGGCUGGUGCCCGCCGGGGGUGGAUUUCGACCCGGCCACCAGCCAAUGCUCCUGCCUUGGCCUCAAUCGCUUCAUCAGCCCGCUGUCGGAUGCAUGCGAGUGCAUCCAGCACGCGGUGCCGGCCGGCCCGGGCGCCCAGGAUUGCGUCUGCCCAUCGGGCAUGACCGGCGACUUCAGCGCCUGCAUCUGCCAGGUGGGGCUGCUGCCGGUGGCCAAUGAGGCCACCGGGGUGCCGGUGACCCCGCCCCGGUGCGACGCGUGCCAUGGCAGCUGUGCCAGCUGCUCGGCCACUCGGCCUGGCAUGUGUGCCUCCUGCCGGCCGGGGGAGCUCCUGCAAGCGGGCACCUGCGUGGCCGGGUGCAGCCCGGGGUUCGCCCUGUCGCAGGACCUGCGCCAGUGUCUUGCCUGUGCGGCCGGCUGUGCCGCCUGCAAUGGUCCCUCGGCCAGCCAGUGUACCGCCUGCUCCGGGAAUCGCUUCCUGCCGGGCAAUGUGCCGGGCCGGUGCCAGCCCUGCGAUGCCGCCUGCGCCGGAUGCGAUGGGCUGACGGCUCGCGACUGCAAGGCUUGUGCGCCUGGGUGGCUGCGCGCGCCCUCGGGCGAGUGCGUGCGCACCUGCCCCGAAGGAACCAGCAUCUCGGCCCCCGGGUCGAACCAGUGUCAGCCAUGCGCCGACGCCGGGUGCCUGUCCUGUGUGACGGCCCAGCCGGGCGCCAUUUGCCGGCUGUGCCAGGCCGGCCUGCAGAUUGAUGCCACCGGCAAGCGGUGUCUCCAGUGCCACGAGACCUGUGCCACUUGCGAUGGGAAUGGCCCGGGAGACUGCCUCACCUGCGGCCCGGGGCUCCUGCUGAGUGGGUCCUCUUGUGUGGGGUCCUGCCCGGCGGGCACCUUUGCCAAUGGCUCGUCCUGCGAUCUGUGCUCCGGCCGCUGCGCCACCUGCAGCGGGCCCCUGUCGACCGAAUGCCUGUCCUGCCCGACGGACUGGCUGCUCCAGGAGGAUGGGUCAUGCCUGCCGGACCCCUGCCCGACCUGCGAGGCGUGUAUCGAUGUCCACUGCGAGUCGUGCAGCCCGACCAACCCGGGGCUCUGCGUCAUUUGUGCGGCCGGCAAGCUGCUGCUGCCGGAUGGCACCUGCGCGGAUGCCUGCCCCUCGGCCAUGUACCUGUCUCCCAGUGGCGAUGCGUGCCUUCCCUGCCAUGGCAGCUGCGCCGAGUGCUCGUCCCACCGGGCGAGCUCCUGCACCGCCUGUCCCGGCAGCAAUGUCCUGGAUCGGGGGUACUGCCGCGCGGCAUGCCCCUCGCUGGGCUACUUCCAGCAGGACCGCACCUGCCAGGCGUGCGAUGCCACCUGCCUGUCGUGCACCGGCCCCGGGCCCGGGCAGUGUGACCUCUGUCCCCGUGCGCGUCUCUCCCAUGACUCCCACUGCCUGGAUUCCUGUCCGGACAGCAGCACCCCCCUCCAUGGGGAGUGUAUCGGCUGCGACGCUUCGUGCGCCUCGUGCUCCGGCCCGGCGGCAAGUCAGUGUACUGCCUGCGCGUCGGACCGGCCGAGCCUCUGGCAGAGCGCCUGCCUGGAAACCUGCCCGAUGGGCACCUUCCCCGGGCAGGAGGCCAAUGUCCUGGACACGUGCAUGUCCUGCUCGCCGUACUGCCAGUCGUGCGCCGGGCCGGAGGGCACCCAGUGCUCCGAGUGUCUGGACGGCCUGCUGCUGCACCCGGCAUACGGGUGUGUGGGCAUUUGUGGCGCCGGCUACCUGGCCCAGGGUGGCCGGUGUGUCUCCUGCGACGCCACGUGUCACCAGUGCCAGGACUCCGCCGACUACUGCACCCAAUGCCCGGCUGGCAAGCUGCUCGGCACCACGGCCGGCACCUGCGUCAGCCGGUGCGGCGACCGGGAGUUCGCCGACCUGACCGUCCCCCUGUUGGCGCGGUGUGCGGCCUGCCACCCGGAUUGCGCGUCCUGCAUGCAUGGGUCCCGGCCCGAAAACUGCACCGCCUGUCCGCCGGGCCUCUUCCUGAUGACCGGUGUCGGGUGCGUGGGCCAAUGUCCGACCGGGUACUUCGCUGCCGAGGACCUGGUGGCCGGGACCCAGGUGUGUCUGCCGUGUGUGGCGGGCUGCGCCGCGUGCACCGGGGCCGCCGCCACCCAAUGCACCCGCUGCAUGGAUGAUCGCCUGCUGAUGGUUGAGUCGGGCGAUUGCCGGCCGGCCGGCGAGGACACCUGUCCGACUGGCUGGCAUACGGAUCAGGCCAAGAGGCACUGCCUGCGCUGCCCGAGUGGGUGUCUGUCAUGCCCCGGCUCGCCGGGCGACUGCGAGGAAUGUGGCCCCGGCAUGCAGUCCAUCCGGCUGCUGGACCGCGAGGCGACCGACGCUUCGCCCAUCGGCACCGGGCCGCGCACCUGCGUGGCCGAAUGCCCCGGUGGGUGGUACACGCCCGAGCCCGCGGCCGACAUGUGCUCGGCCUGCGACGCGGCCUGCAUCACCUGCACCGGCCCGGGCCCGGAUGGCUGCCUGCAAUUUGACUGUGGCUCGGAGUAUGGCUGCCCCGGCAGGAGCGGCCGGUCGAUCCUCAUCCUGGCCAUUGUCCUGCCGGUGGUGCUGGGAUUGAUCUUGCUGCUGGUCCUCAUGUACUUUGCCAUGCGCCGGGCGCGGAACUCCGCCAAGGACUCCAUGCAUCCGGCGUCCUUCGACAAUCCGGAAAACAUGACCGUGCUCAACACCCUUGUCGAGCUCGCACUGCCUGGAUACCUGCUGAUGACGAGCGGCACCGACUUCCGCAUCGAGAGCGGCGCCAUGCCGUUGGGUGAAGGGUCGCAGGCUCAGGUCCUGCCUUGCACGCUGCUCAACCAGGACGCCAUCAUCCGCAGCGGAGCCAGCGAGUGUGCCAUCAAGAUGCUCAAGGAGGAUGUGCCUCAUCGCGAGCAGCUCGAGAUGCUCCUGGACCAGGAGAUUUCCAUCCUCAGUGCCCUGCGUGACGGGUCGCCGAAUGUCUGCCACAUUGUCGGGUUCUGCAAUGCCCCAUUCAAGGGGCUGAUCAUGGUCAGCUAUCCCGGUGUCCUGUCCGACCUUCUCCGGGUCCCGGAUGAGCCGCUUCUUGCGGCGGAGUUUAUCCCCAACAUUGCCAUGCAAAUUGCCGACGGCCUGAAGUACAUCCACUCGCAGAACAUCAUCCACCGAGACUUGAAGCCACAGAACAUCUUCAUCCGGCCGGACCCGGUGGACUCCCGGCGUCUGCAGCCGAUCAUCGGCGAUUUCGGUGUGGCCCAGGUGCUCAGCCGGGCCACAGCCAUGGGCCCGGUCGCGGAGAUCCAGGCGGCCAGUGCGCCUUACGCGCCACCGGAAAUCCUGCUGCGCAUGCUCGGCCGCAGCACCCCCGGCCAGGAGACCCCCGACGCGGACUUCCUCCUCGCGGGAGAUGUCUACUCGCUGGGUGUGGUUCUCUUUGCCCUGGUGGUCGAAGGUGGGGCCGUAUGGCGGGGUCUCUCGCCGGAGGUGGUUGCCGAUCACGUUGUGGCCGGCCAUCGGCCGGAUGUGUGUCCCACCUCCGGCAGCUCUGUCCCCCUGCGUCUGUCAGCCUCCUCUGCUCCCGCCGGAGGGGCCCCCUGGCUGGAGAGCUACCUGGAGGUCGUGCGUCGGGCCUGGUCCGCGGACCCGAUGGCGCGCCCUUCCGCGGCGGGAAUCCACCAUGCGCUCUCCAUGCUCCAUUGAAAAGCUGGGAAAAGCGCCACGAUUACUGUCUCUCUCUCUCUCUCUCUGUCUCUGUCUGAUGCACCCAAGCUUGCUAUGCGUCCUGCUUCUGGCAGCUCUAAUACACGCACACCGCUUCUUUGUCUA